Mycosarcoma maydis (corn smut) is the source of this 1170-nucleotide messenger RNA. Its product is annotated as 18S rRNA pseudouridine methyltransferase. Gene Ontology annotation, biological process: rRNA base methylation. The transcript has a single exon. The record is from RefSeq and is a predicted model, not a curated record. Bases 1 to 1170 code for a protein of 389 amino acids. Gene Ontology annotation, molecular function: rRNA (pseudouridine) methyltransferase activity; rRNA binding. Gene Ontology annotation, cellular component: small-subunit processome; nucleolus. NCBI's taxonomy places the organism in Eukaryota, Fungi, Basidiomycota, Ustilaginomycetes, Ustilaginales.
AUGUCUUCAGCUUCAUCCGCAGCCUCGGAUUCAGAAGAUGACCGAAUGACGACGCACUCAGCCCCCGCUACCACGUAUCGACCUAUCGCACCCCUUCCACAUUCGCCUCGUGCUACGUCCCCCUCGUCUCUCUCCACAGCAGACGACCAUGUCACUCGCAGCACUACUGCCACCCACACCGCCACCUCGGCGAUUGAUUCCAUUCAAGCUCGUCUGCAGUCCAGCGACACUGCCUCGAUCGCAUCGUCCCACUCCAACUCGAUCUCUUCUUCCUCGUCUUCCAAGCCGCCGAUGCGUCACGCUCUUCCACCCAAACCCGUCACUACGAUGCCUUCGUCCACCUCGAACGGCGUCGCUUCUUCGUCCUCCUCUUCGUCAGCAGCGGCGGCUGCCAAGGCCAACACGGCCAAACGCUCGCGUGUCGACUCUUCGCUCGUACCCCAGAUUCCCAAGGUCCCCAAGACAGCCGUGGAAAAGGAGAACACGCCUCGACUGAUUGUUGUCCUCGAACAGGCGUGUCUCGAGACGUACAAAGUUUCCACUGGUUCCGCUUCGCGCAGCUCAUCCGGCUCCGGUGGCAGGAACAAAGAUGGCGGGGACAAGUACGCUUUGCUCAACUGCGAUGAUCACCAACGCGUACUCGCAAAGAUGGGCCGCGACAUCGCCGAAGCUCGUCCUGACAUCACUCACCAGUGCCUCUUGACGCUGCUCGACUCUCCGCUCAACAAGGCGGGGUUGCUUCAAGUCUACAUCCACACCGCCAAGGGCGUCUUGAUCGAGGUCAACCCGCACGUUAGGAUUCCAAGGACGUUUAAGCGCUUUUCCGGCCUGAUGGUUCAGCUGCUGCACAAACUCAGCAUCCGUUCCAUGGGCGGCUCGGAAAAGCUGCUUCGCGUCAUCAAGAACCCGGUCACGGAUCACUUUCCUGCCAACACGCACAAGAUCACCCUCUCAUUCGAUUCACCCGUCCAAAGAUUGGCCAACUACCUACCGACGAUUCCGGAAAACCACAGCAUCGCCGUCUUCGUAGGCGCCAUGGCUCAUGGUAAGGACAACUUUGCCGAUGGCGUAGUCGACGAGAAGAUCAGUAUCUCCGAGUACUCCUUAAGCGCCAGUGUGGCGUGUGGAAAGUUUUGCUGUGCAUUGGAGGAUUUCUGGGGCGUGGUGUGA